Messenger RNA from Alosa sapidissima (American shad), 2805 nucleotides. It is a transcript of the gene pdcd7, whose product is annotated as programmed cell death 7. The record is from RefSeq and is a predicted model, not a curated record. NCBI's taxonomy places the organism in Eukaryota, Metazoa, Chordata, Actinopteri, Clupeiformes, Clupeidae. The transcript has 5 exons. The coding region runs from base 119 to 1888 and encodes 589 amino acids.
AAUUGUGUUGCACCACCAUAGAAGACAACAUCCGGUAGAAAAUGGCGUGACAACUGCAGACUUCAGUCAACUAAGUUGUUCUUCAAAUUUGAAUGUGCUGUUUGUGGGAUUCAUAAACAUGGAUAACUCACCAUACUACACACCCAGCUGUCAGCUGCACCAGGCGACGAAUCCGCCUAACAUGGAUAGCAAUUUCGGCGGACCUUUUUACCAAGGUCCAUCUCCUGGAUUUCCACCAGCCCCUUAUCAGCCGCCCCGGGCUGCUGUACCAGGUAGCGUUGAUAACUCCUCCGGUCCUAAUUUUUGGGCAGGACCAAAUAUGUACCAACCUUCUCAACCAUCAAAUGCACCCCCGUGGCACCCUUUCCCACCACUACCCCCGGGACAAGGCAGUGCGGGAUACGGAUACCCACCGCCUCAGUAUCAGCCGCCCCCGGUAUUUGAGGGACAGCUGUGUCCACCGAACCCUCCACCCUUUGAGUUUGAUCCAUCCAGACCACCGCCGGGAUUUUGUGAACCAGAAUCAAACCAAAUAUCGGCGUUCAUCGAGGCACAGCGCAAUGCUUGUAAUGCACCACAACAGCCUGAGUUUGAGUCCCACAAUGAUGGGGUCGCGAACCACUGGGCUCAUGGACCUACCGCAGGUCUUCAGAGAAACAGAGACAGUAACAGAUCCUUGGAUACCCGUAUACAUUUCACCAGCACCGAGUUUCAGACUGUUGGGCAAACAAAUAGAGACAACGAAAUGUGUCAGAGAGGUUUUAACGAUGCUUUCAAUGAACCUCGACACCAGCAACGUUAUCAGCCACUGGAACAACACGCACCGCUCGAUGAAGAGGCCAAGCAGAGAAAACAAGAUGAACAGUGGUUACAGAAUUUCGUGCUGAAGAGAAAGAAUAAGACCCUUCCACAGAGAAGCAGAAUUCAAACGGCGAGCGUGAGUCAGAUGAGAGAAGAUCUAUAUGGUGCUGUCAAACUCGUGUCAGAAUUGUCUCUCCUCUGUCAGACCUUAAAACUUAAUUUGGAGAAUGACGACGUUUGGACAGAGUCGUACAGCAAAGCUGUAGGAUUAAAGAAAAACAUUCAAGAGAAGUUAAGUUUCCUGGGUGACGCAGAGACCGUGUCAAGUAUCAAAAAGAAGCUGGUGACUAUACGUAAGAAAAGAAUAAGGACUCGAAGGAAGAAAAUUGAACAAAUUGAGGAAGAACAAAAGCGAGAGGAGAGACUGGCCGAACGCCAUGCGGUCAUCGAUAAAUGGAGGAUGAAGCGCAUUCUGAAAGUGGAGGAGAAGAAGCGGGAGGAAGAGCUGAAGAAGGCGGCCGACUCUGUACUCUCUGAGGUGAGGAAGAAGCAGAGUGACUCCAAAAAGAUGCUGGAUAUCCUCAAGGCUCUGGAGAAACUUCGAAAACUCCGCAAGGAAGCAGCUUCCAGGAAAGGCGUGUACCCUGAGAAGGAGAGUGACGAGGUGUUCGAGGGUCACCUGCAGCGUCUGCGUGCACUGAUUGCCAAACGCACGACCGUCUACAACGCUGAGGAGAAGGCCCUGCGCGUCAUGCUGGAGGGGGAACAGGAGGAGGAGAGGAAGCGAGACCUGGAGAAACGACAGAAGAAAGAGCGUGACAAGUUCCUACAGAAGAAGCAGGAAGCGGAGGGCAUGCUCUUUGGAGAUGACAUUCCUCCUGAUCAUCCCCUUCACGCCUUCCAGGAUUUUUAUCUGCAGGCGGAGAUUUCUUUACCUGCCCUGGUGCAGAUACGGAGGGAGUGGGACAGGUUCCUGGUCCCAGAGGAGCACCCAGACGGAAGUGCCGUUCCCCAGGCAUGGGUCCUACCUGAGCCCCCGGCUGAUGAGGCCUGGGCCAGUGCUCUGGUGAAGCACAUCUCUCUCUGACUGAUCCACUCUCUGUGAUGCCCUCUCUCUGGUAUCACAUCACCAGUGAGGGAUCUCUACUGUCUCUCUCACCCUCCACUGAAAAGUGAAGCACAUCUCUGACUGACUGAAGUGAUGCCCUCUCUCUGGUACAUCACCAGUGAGGAGUCUCUACUCUCUCUCACCCUCCACUGCAGAGCCUGCACCCUGGCAAAGUACAUCUCUCUCUGGUCUCUACUCUCUCUCACCCUCCACUGCAGAGCCUGCACCCUGGCAAAGUACAUCUCUCUCUGGUCUCUACUCUCUCUCACCCUCCACUGCAGAGCUGGGCUUGUUUUUCUCCAGCAGUGAGAGGUCUGUGAGUCAGUCUGAAGUGAAGUGAUUUCAAGGGAACCAGUAUGACUGAGAUUAGAGACUGGUGAGCUCUGGGUCGUGAAACACACACACACACACACACACACACACUUGUGUAAGCAUAGAGAUAUGAGUGGGUGGGUUUGUUUACCAGUUUGGCACUAUUGUCAGAUAGAUUCUGAGUAUUUGGAGAAACCAAAUCCUGAAAAGGUAAACAAAAGACUUACCAUUGCUUAAGAUGAAUUAUACUUACUAGUUUAUCUGUCUGUGUUGCGCCCACCUGUCACAUUGGAGAGGUUGCUACUUGGCACGUGCAAACUAAUCCAGUUUGACCAUUCACCACGGUGUCUGUCCUGAGGGGAUCCUUCCUCAGAUCCACCGAAAGACCCACAAGCAACACACACACACACACACACACACACACACACACACCUUGUACAAUAUAUUCUCCCGGUCAUAGACAGACACACAAGCAAACACUGUUAUUUGCCUGUAUUUAUUUUUGAUAUCUGAGAAUAUGUGCUCUUGUUUUGUAUAAAUUGUAAUUUUAAUAAAACACGAGUGGAGAUGUUUUUGUUUGGGAA